AUCUCUCUCUGUCUCUCGAUAUCUCUCAAACAAACAGAGGCACAGCAGGCCACCAAACUUAACAGAACUACACCAGCCAGAAUCUCAGAGAAAAAAAAUAUACAUAAACUUCUAGAGAGAGAGAGAGAUCUGCGCGCGAGUAUAUUUGAAGGACUGAAGAAGCUGAUACAAUCACGACAACAUCAACACUACUCAUAAUAUUUAAUAUUCAGGCGCAUAAUGCCAAUAAACCGCAGAGCUAACUGUUCGAGAAACUGCAUCGGCUAAUCCGACUAGCUCUGUUCCACAUUCAGUGUCAGUUUAUCGAGAUUUUAAGUCUUAUUGGAAAGCACUGUCGAGUUGAAGCUGGUUUUGAGUUCGGAUAGGAGUAUAUUUUACCGAGAAUUUCAGAAUCGACUGAGGCGCCGGUGCAGCGGAGAAAUGGAUGACAGAGGAGGAGAAGGAGGAUCGUUUGUGGCGGUGCGCCGAAUUUCUCAAGGACUCGAUCAAGGAACUGCCUGUCAUUCUACUGGAUCUUCUGCGUGGCUAGGCAGAGGCCUUUCGUGUGUUUGUGCUCAAAAAAGAGAUUUUGAGGAUCAUCCAUCAUUUGAGUUGACGCCCGCACAGGAAGAAUGUUUACACAGACUACAGAACCGGAUAAAUAUUGGUUAUGAUAGUUCUAAUCCCAAGCACCAGGAAGCUCUAAAGGCAUUGUGGCAUGCUGCCUUUCCUGAAGAGCAACUACACGGGUUAAUAUCAGAACGGUGGAAGGAGAUGGGUUGGCAGGGGAAAGAUCCAUCGACAGAUUUUAGGGGUGGUGGUUUCAUAUCAUUGGAAAAUUUGUUAUACUUUGCGAGGCACUUUCCUAAAUCUUUUCAGGAUCUUCUUCAGAAGAAAGAGGGUGAUAGGGCAAUGUGGGAAUACCCCUUUGCCGUAGCUGGUGUCAAUAUCACAUUCAUGCUUAUUCAGAUGCUUGACUUUGAAGCAGUAAAGCCCAGAACACUUGUGGGAGCAACCUUCUUGAAGUUGCUUGCAGAUAAUGAAUCAGCUUUCGACCUUCUAUAUUGCAUCGCGUUCAAGCUAAUGGACCAUAAAUGGCUCGACAUGCAUGCUUCGUACAUGGAUUUCAAUACUGUGAUGAAAGCUACUCGCCAUCAGCUGGAGAUGGAGCUUCUCCAGGAAGACAUUGUACGCCUCGAGGACCUGCCCUCUUAUAACCUUCUUAGUCGGUAACCUAGCAUCCAACUUCCGUAUUUUCUGAAGGUAUGAGCCAGUAUGUCCAAUGCCAGGAAUGCUAUUUUGUUGGAUAAAAUCCAAAUUUUGGUGUUUCCAACUAAAUAGAUUUGCUGAUCAAAUUGGAGUGGUGGCUUUUCGUAUUGAGGGAAAGGGGGAAAAGGACUCUUAGCUAGAAAGUGAUGCUAAAGCAUGCUUAUUAAUGCUCUUCAUUGUUGUGAGCUUUUAAAGCAUACAUUCUCUGACCUCUGUUAAUCUAUGUGCAUCCAUCUUUAGUGACAGUGAUAUAUGAACCGAGUUUAGUGAAAGAUGAAUCCUUCAAAGUCCACUGAUUUUGUACACCAUCGUGCUCUAUGGAAACUGCAGCUUUAGUUAUUGAAACUGAAUCACUUUUGCAUUA
Salvia splendens (bonfire salvia) is the source of this 1612-nucleotide messenger RNA. RefSeq names its product ELMO domain-containing protein C. The coding region runs from base 421 to 1212 and encodes 263 amino acids. The record is from RefSeq and is a predicted model, not a curated record. The transcript has 10 exons. Lineage: Eukaryota; Viridiplantae; Streptophyta; Magnoliopsida; Lamiales; Lamiaceae.